UACAUUCUCGGCCUGACAGAUGUCAAUUAUUGUAACCUUUUCCCAUCCUUUUCCGGUUAUUUUAUUAUUCGUAUUCGUAUCUUUUAGCCAGUGUAUUUGACUAGGCUUAGAUUAUUCGUUUGGAAUUUGGUGUUAGUGUUUAAACAAUGGGCAUUAAAGAAGCAGUUAUUUAUCUAGACAAUCAAUUCAACACAUAUUAUGCCGGCCAAACAAUUAACGGAAGGAUAGAAUAUGUUUUCGAUAGUCCUAAGAAAGUUCGUGGUAUCCAUGUCAAGUUCAAAGGCGAGGCCCACACAGAGUGGCGUGAGAGUAAAGAACAGCAAUCAUCCGAUGGCAAAACAGAGAACACUGAUGAAGUACAUACGGGAAAUGAAGAAUACUUCCAAAUAUCUUACUAUUUACUUGGAAGCAAUACUGGCAAUGAGAUAGAAGUGCCAGCAGGCAAGCAAGUGUACAGUUUCACCUGCGCCCUGCCCCCCGUGCUACCAUCCUCUUUCGAAGGAGAGUUUGGAUAUGUCCGAUACACGGUCAAGGUGACCCUCGACCGUCCGUGGAAAUUUGACCAGGAGACCAAGAUGGCUUUCACCGUUAUCAACGCUUUGGACCUUAAUCUCAAUCCAUCUUACCGGGAGCCAAUCCGCAUGCAGUUGGAGAAGACAUUCUGCUGUUUCUGCUGCGCGUCACCACCAAUGUCUGUGGACAUCCAAGCCCCGGUGUCCGGUUACUGUCCGGGACAAGUGAUCCCCUUGUCCGUGGACAUCGAAAAUAAGAGCAAUGUGCAAUUGCAUUUGGUGAAACUGUUUUUAAGAAAGGUUGUGACAUACAGGGCGACCUCGCCAAGCACAGCCACAAAGAAAUGCAAAGAAGUGGUACUGACGGUCCAAGAGGGUCCCGCGCCGGCCGGCUCCACCAAACACUGGGACAUGCGGCUGGAGAUACCCCCCAUACCGCCCUCUAACCUGGUUAAUUGUAGCAUUAUCGACUUGGACUACGAUUUGAAGGUGGAGUGCGUGGUGUCGGGCAUGCACAUGAACCUGAAGGAGCGCAAGUACGUGACGAUCGGCACCGUGCCGCUCGCGGGCGCGCCGCCCUCCGCGCCGCCCGCCCCCGCGCCCGCCCCCGCCCCCGCGCCCGCCUCGCCCGGGCAACCUGCGGUGCUACCCCUGGGACCUGGAGAAAUUGCACAGCCUAAUGGCCCCCCCGCAGGGGACGCGGCGGGCGGCUGGCUGCUGCCGGGCGCCGGGCCGGCCGCGCCGCACCAGGCGCUGUACCCGACGCUCUCCAUGCCAGUGUACAAAGAGUCCACGUACACAGCCCGCACCAUCCAGGACCGCGGCGACGGCCCGCACACGCGCGUGGCGGGCGCGGCCGGCUUCGCGCCGUUCUAUCCGACGUACGCGGCCGUGCAGCCGCCCCCGCUACCUCAAUAGUUUUGCAGGAAACCUGAGGGCUUCCCGCGAACGUUCGACGGGCCUCUCUGUCGCACUUGCACAUUCGUGCGUAAGUGUGACCGGGAGACGCCGAACGUGAUUCUGAUAAUCAUUUUCCGAUUGGUUGGGAACACGGUAGCUAUCAGAUAUAUUGAAGCCGUGGUGCUUAAAAAUAUCUGAACUCGCACUUUCAGAAAGUGAAAGACCGUAGUGGAACGUAGUCUUCAUUUUCCUCUCUGGAUAUUUUUAUUAUAAUUAUUAUAUAAACUUUAUUGCACAAGUACAAGUAUAACGUACAAUAGGCGGACUUAAUGCUUCGAGGCAUUCUCUACCAGUUAACCACUGGGCCAAACAGAAAUUUGCUAAGGUGGGUGCAGUGUGAAAAAAAAUUUAUUCCAAAAUUAAAUACUAAGUCUAAUACUACUAAGCCAGUAUACAAACUAAUAGGUAAUAUAUAUAAUACUUUUAUAAACUACACAAAUUAUCAUUAUAAAUACAUAUAUAAAUUAAUUACAUAAUGUUUUUUAUUUAUAUUUAAUUACAUGAUAUUAAGGUUAUUGAAAAUGUUUUGACAUAAUUUGUUGAGUAUCGACCACAGCCAUGCUUCUAAGUUUGAUUUUUUUCAAAUUUUUAAUUAUUACAAGGGUUAGGAGCAUUGAAAAAUUUGUAUGUAAACUGUUUCACUCCUCAUUUUCACAAUAAUAAAAAAACAUUUUACAAAAAUAAUAUCCAGAGAGGAAAAUGAGGACUACGUUUGUAUGGAGAAGCGGCCGUCCCCUUUCCUCUUAACGCCUUGAUAAUAGAGGCUUUGUUCAGAACUUUGUGAAUACCUUUGCCGCUCCGAUCUGAAGGCGACUGUACAAUGCGAACGUGAGCAAUGGCAUUUCACAUUUCGUUUUGCGGUCACUGAAUUGUCAAACGUCAACUUUUGACAGAGUUACCGCAAAAUGCAUGAAGCUGUACAGCGCCAUCUCGCUUACCUGUCAAAUUCGAACCACGAAAUUAUCUUAGAUUUUACAUUUCUCGAUCAAUGUAACUUUAGUAGUAAGCACUAUUUUGUGGCGUGAGUCAGGGCUAUAGCUUGCUUCGAAACCGCGAAAACUGCAGAUAUAUCUACACGAACCAUGUAAGUAUAUCGUCAGGUGACAAGCAAAACUCACUAAUUACUAAAAAAAUAAUUAAACAAAAAUCAACUUUAUUUUAUUAGCAAUAUGGUUCAUUAUGGCUAUGAACUUCUAAUGGUAAUUAGUGAGUUUUACUUGUCAUCUGACGAUAUGCAAAAUCUAUGAUAAGUAGCCGCACUCUUUUAGCGUGUCAAAAAACUGUCAAAAAUCGGGCAACAAAAUUCGAAAAACGUCAGGAUCCCAAAGCUCGUCCAGAAGAAAUAUUAGAAAGGAUCGACAUGAUCUAUUUGAUGGGUUGUUAUGCUGAAUAAAUCGGAAAAUGAUUGUAAGAAUCUAAUUUCGGAAAUAUUAGUAGAUUAGAAUUGUAUUAAUUAUAUAAAAAAGCUUUUCGAUAUAUUUACAAACUUAAUUUAGCGUUAUAUUUAAGCGAAUCGUGGUUUACUAACAAAGUUAUAUUUUGCAAUUAUUGUAGUGCCAACGCAAAAAUAAUGUUGCCAAGAGAAUAUCUUUUGCUGUAUUCGGCUGUUGAACAAAAAAUAUCUCUAUAGAAUCUCGGUGCAGCUGAUGUUAUAGAAUAUUACAAUUUCUAAGUGCUUUUUGGUAUAUAUUUAGGCACUUAACUUAUUGAGAACUGACGCUUCCGUCCUAACGCACAUUUAUUAUAAAUUAAAUAACCUUUUGAAGUCAGACUAAGAUAAGUUAGCAGCGAUUUUGACAGCCCAGAUAGCGCAAGUGUUAUUUUAAACGUCAAACUUCAUUGGAAUUAUGACGUUUACUUAACACUUGCACCGUCUGGUCUAUCAAAAUCUUUGCCAACUUAGCUUGCUCUGACUCUAGUAUUAUUUUGAAUUUGUAUUUUCUAAUAUAAUAAGGACAUUAUUUUCCCUCGUUUACUAAUAUUAUUUCAAAAGACAAAUAUACAGUGUUUCUUAA
Molecule: messenger RNA, 3487 nt
Organism: Cydia pomonella (codling moth)
Lineage: Eukaryota; Metazoa; Arthropoda; Insecta; Lepidoptera; Tortricidae
Product: arrestin domain-containing protein 3
Exons: 8
Coding region: 147-1430 (427 amino acids)
Biological process (GO): protein transport
Cellular component (GO): cytoplasm
Source: RefSeq, a predicted model, not a curated record